This is a messenger RNA of Folsomia candida, 2001 nucleotides long. RefSeq names its product TATA-box-binding protein-like. Gene Ontology annotation, biological process: DNA-templated transcription initiation. NCBI's taxonomy places the organism in Eukaryota, Metazoa, Arthropoda, Collembola, Entomobryomorpha, Isotomidae. The transcript has 5 exons. The record is from RefSeq and is a predicted model, not a curated record. Bases 818 to 1567 code for a protein of 249 amino acids. Gene Ontology annotation, molecular function: RNA polymerase II general transcription initiation factor activity; DNA binding.
CUCUUGGGUUGGGUCCGAUUUUAAUAAGUGCUCAAUGAAUUUAAGUAGUGUGUACAUACAUACAUAUUAUUUAUUAAAUAUGUUUUUUAACCUUAUCUGAUGGUCUUGAUGAUGAUGACGAUGUGAAAUGAAAUAGCCUCCGAUAGCUCACUAAUAGUUGGCUUGCAAUGCAACUAUAAUUAGAUUCGUUAAAAUUGAUUUAAUGGAAACUUUACCAGAAAUAUGCAUGCAGGAUGAAGCAUGAAAUGCAUAUGAGUAGAGACUCUCAGAAAUUCUGAGUCAGGAUUUCUGAUUGGUGCGCCCCUUGCAUCAUUUCAUCAAACUCUGCCCUGCCACGCAGCCACGUCAUCCAUUUUUAUAGUCGAGCUGCAACGGACGGACUUCAAGGUUAGUGUUCCUCAAAUUUGGAAAAUUUGACAACCCAAGGUCCGAAGUAUUACGUCUAUUAUGGAAAGAAAUUUGUCCGUGAAGGAUGAGCCGGAUAGUCCUAAUGCAGCCAUCACGGAUUCCUUGGAUGACUUUGAAGACGGGUGUCCUCCCAACAAACUUGUCUGCGUUGACUCUGGAAACUACCCAAUUUUGAGGGGUCAAGACAAGAGGAAGCGACUACGAAAAGAGUGCUUGGAAGCUGUCAAAGCAGAAAAUCAGUUUUUCGACGACUGCCAGAAGGAUGGAUUGGCUGAAGGAAACCUCAAGGGCAAACGAAAGUCGGCAAGAAAACCAAGUUUGGUGGCGACUAAGCCCGUGACACUAACACGCCGCAAAUCGGCACUUCGGGCGGCUCGACGAAUUCGAGCAAUCGCUGAAGCAGAAGAAGAUGAGCCAAGUUUCGUGCCAUGCAAUCUGCCACGACAACGGCCCGCUUUUGAAGUCAGUCCUGUCAACUUUGAAGCCAACGGCAUUCUCGGAAAUGGGAAGGGUACUGUUUAUCCCAAGUAUGAACUUGCUUCGCAGUACAACUUCAUCAUUCCCGAGCCGCACAGGUUCAAGAAUGCUCCGUGGAAGCAAAGCCCAAUUGAAGGAAGGGUUGGAACCAACCGUUUUAUCUGUGGCGGCGUCGGUGAACUUGGGAGCAGAUUUGGACCUGAAAGCCAUUGCUGAUGCAUGUGUGAAUUUGAGCUAUAAUCCCGAGUCAUUCGCACCCUUGGUCAUGCGUCUCAAAGAUCCAAUCGCCACGGCGAUGGUCCACCGAGGUGGCCGGAUGACCGUGGCUGGAGCCAAAUCAGUGGAGGAUUGUAAGAUAGCGGUGAGAAAGUUCACAGCGAUGGUUCGGUCGGUGGGAUUCAAUGUGAGACCAUUUGGAAUGUUGAUUAAAAACAUCUCUGCCACCUUCAGUGUUGGCUUCAAGAUUAGGUUGAGAGACCUCUCCAAGAAUCGAAUGCUCACCCCACAAAUAACGUAUGAGCCUGACUCGUUUACCGGAGUUUCGAUGGCUUUGCCAUUUCCGAAAGCUAAUGUGAUGGUGUUUCGGACUGGAAGCGGGAUGAUACAAGGAGUUACCACUUUCAAGGAUCUCGAUAAGGUCUUCAAGAUUAUUUAUCCCCACUUUAAGAUGUAUGCAAUGUGAGAAGGGCAGGAUCGUAAGAAACUAUUUGGCACUCGAAUUCAGUAUCGUCUUCAACUUUGGAAACUUUUUCAUUCGUAAACGAGAAUCAAAUUCACAUCAAAUUAAAAAUAAUUUAAAUUUCAUGUUAUUUGAUUUAAAUAUAUUGUUACUAGUUGAUAGAAACUUACAUACCAAUUCUAACCAAUAGUAAGAAUUAAAUAUGCACUUAUCUUAUUUAUUACAUUGUUGCAUAUAAAGUAUAUGAAAUUAAUAAAGCGAUAAUAAAAUUGAGACAAUUAUAUCUUAAGAAGUAUUUAAUUUGUAAGAUCUAAAACACGGAAUUACAAAGGUGAUGAUGAUUUGAAUCCGAAUUGUGACAACUUUCACUACCGUCUUUGUUAAAAUAUCUCGUUAGAAGGUUCCGUUUUUGGAUUUUUAGAAGAAUAAGUGUGGAU